Molecule: messenger RNA, 1164 nt
Organism: Dioscorea cayenensis subsp. rotundata (Guinea yam)
Lineage: Eukaryota; Viridiplantae; Streptophyta; Magnoliopsida; Dioscoreales; Dioscoreaceae
Product: dr1-associated corepressor-like
Exons: 6
Coding region: 146-979 (277 amino acids)
Biological process (GO): regulation of DNA-templated transcription
Cellular component (GO): nucleus
Molecular function (GO): protein heterodimerization activity
Source: RefSeq, a predicted model, not a curated record
UCCCUCUUUUACGCUCUUCUUAGAACCCCUCGAUUUCAAUCCUUUUUUGAAUUUGUUCUUCUUGGUUUUAAUUCCUUGUUUUUGAGUUUCGAUUGAGGACUUUGUUGUGGUUUUCGAUUCAGUUUGAUGUUUGGCAUCGGGAGCUAUGAGGAAGAAGCUCGACACCCGAUUUCCUGCUUCUCGAAUAAAGAAGAUUAUGCAAGCAGAUGAAGAUAUUGGGAAGAUUGCACAGGCUGUACCAGUUUUAGUAUCCAAAGCAUUGGAAUUAUUUCUGCAAGACCUCUGUGACAGGACAUAUGAUAUAACCCUUCAGAGGGGAAUGAAAACAAUGAGUUCUUUACAUCUAAAGCAGUGUGUCCAUAGUUUUAGUGUCUUUGAUUUCCUGAGGGACACUGUGAACAGAGUUCCUGAUUUGGGCGGUUCUGAUGCUGGUGGUGAGGAUAGAGCCGCAAAGAGAAGGAAAGCUGUAGAUGAAGGAAAUGACACUGAUGAGGACUUGAAGAGGGCCAGAACUCAUGAUAUAGCAGGCGAUAGCAGUGGAGUUAGUAGAGGACGAGGAAGACCCCGAGGUCGGGGGAGAGGGCGUGGGGUUCGAGGUAGCCGUGCUGCUGAGAGGGACAGUGCUCACUUUGACAAAUGUGAAGAUGACCCUGAUACUUCUCCUCACAAUGUGAUACCUCAUGACAUAAAACCGGAAAUGUUGAAUGAUGGCAUUCCUUCCAGAGAACCAAUGGAAUCUAAAGACAGCAGUGAUGGCCCUAAUGCUAAUGGCCCAAACUUUGACCUGAAUGUAGUGCUAGAUGAGAAGGAGGACACAACAACGAGAAUUGAGACAUCUGCGAAAGAUGAAACCAAGCAUGAAGAAUAUCCUGGUUGGUCCUUCUCUGAUAUGCAUAAGAUGGCCAUCGAUCCCCUUCAACUCACCUCUUUAAACAAGAUAACUGAAGAGGAAGAGGAUUAUGACAAUGAAGAUGGAUGAAUUAGUCUGUAAUCUCCCUGAAAUGGAUAGUCUCAUGUAGAUGAUCAAAUUUGUUUUUCCUGUUUCCUCAAUAGUUCAGGGAAAGUUAUUAGGUCAAGAUUUCAUGCCUUUGUAUACAGGUUGUUGUCAUAGCACUAACAACAGUAGAAUAAUUUAACCUUUGUUCUAAUAGUUUUUUUCCCUCU